This is a messenger RNA of Branchiostoma belcheri (Belcher's lancelet), 1067 nucleotides long. RefSeq names its product transmembrane emp24 domain-containing protein 7-like. Gene Ontology annotation, cellular component: Golgi apparatus; endoplasmic reticulum-Golgi intermediate compartment; COPII-coated ER to Golgi transport vesicle. Lineage: Eukaryota; Metazoa; Chordata; Leptocardii; Amphioxiformes; Branchiostomatidae. The record is from RefSeq and is a predicted model, not a curated record. The transcript has 4 exons. Gene Ontology annotation, biological process: Golgi organization; intracellular protein transport; endoplasmic reticulum to Golgi vesicle-mediated transport. Bases 202 to 834 code for a protein of 210 amino acids.
GCUGACGCAUUUGUGUCGACAGCUUGUGGACAUUUCAUAGGUCCCCCGCCGCCGCCACCAUGAUUAAGAAAAGAACAAACUGUUUAAUCGGUUUAGCAGCCACGUCGAAAGAAUACACCUUACUAGAAGUCUUCUGACGAAUAGCAUGUACUUCGUCUUUCUAUAAGAAAAUAUCAUACUCUCGGCAUCCGUACUGAUAGGAUGGAUUUAGUAUCGACGAUCGUCCUGUAUUUGAUCCCCGUUCUAAUGGUGAAUUCGGCGCAAGGUUCGACUCUGACCUUCGAGUUAGCAGACCGAGAGGAGAUGUGCUUCUCGGAAAACAUCACCAAACCCAUCAAACAUAAUGUGGAGUACAAGGUCGUGCGAGGCGGAAACCUGGACGUCGACAUGAAAGUGUUGUCACCCAACGGCAAGAUGAUGUACAUGGGACAGAAGAAGAAAUGGGACAAGUUCCGCAUAGAGACGUCCCGCGGACAGUUCAACUUCUGCUUCAGCAACGAGUUCUCCACCAUCUCACACAAGGUCAUCUACUUCCACCUGUCUCCGGACUAUCCCGAGACCCUGUCGGCAAAGAUCGGCGUCAAGCAUCAAGGCGUGCCGACGCUGACCGAAGUCCUGUGUGAAAAGAUUAACACGAACAUGGAGAGCGUCGUCAAGCUACAAAAGGACUACCGCCUGAAGGAGGCUAUCGGCAAGGGGAACGCAGAGCAGCUGAGUGUCGGCGUGCUGUGGUGGUCCAUGUUCCAGGCAGGGAUCAUACUCAUCACGGGGAUGGGACAGGUGGUCAUCCUCAAGACCUUCUUCACCGACAGAACUCCCACAAGAAAGCCCUGAAAAUUUAGAAACUUACUAGAAAUACCAAUUGAAAAUAAAUAUUACAUAGAUGUUUUGUUAGAAAAUUUGUCAACACCACUCUUCAAAGAAACUUUUUUAUUUGAUAUACUCGAUCGACAAUAUGUAUUUGUCAUUAAAAACAACUACCAUUACAGCAUCUUCUCUCCAACAAUUCCCCAAAGAAUGUGAGAAACUUUUCAUUUGAUAUAUUUGACAUGUAUUAACAUCUUAAA